This is a messenger RNA of Menidia menidia (Atlantic silverside), 3474 nucleotides long. NCBI's taxonomy places the organism in Eukaryota, Metazoa, Chordata, Actinopteri, Atheriniformes, Atherinopsidae. The record is from the annotation of a GenBank genome assembly.
GUCCAGAUGCUGCAUUCGGUUCAGAAGGAAACAAUAGAUUAAAUAUGCAUUUAACGAAGUAACUGUAUUUCCCUGUUAUGUCACAUAUCCUCUCCAUUAUCCAUUCUCAUCUUUUCUCAUCCCUUAAUCCCUCAUAUUCACCACACAUGUCCCCAUUACUGACUAUAGCAUGUCUUUUUUUAAUUUAUACUGGUACUGAUACCAACGAUGUGCAUUUAAAGCUAAGGAGGUUCAAUGCUAAGGAUAUUUGUUCCAUUAUAUUGAAUUGUGAAUGCACAUCAGUGUAUAACACCAUUAAUUUCAUCCUUUCUAACCAAUGCUUUUCUAACACUCUUUUCUGGGGUUUUUUCCUGGCUGGUUCCACAAUCCUGAUGGGCAUAAUCAGGUCAAGAGAGACAAACCCUGUGGCCCGACCGACAGAGACCGAUGACAACAUGAGGGCCUUCGCGGAGCAGGUCUUUGCGUCGGAGACCAAAGACGAGAACACCCGCGACGAGAUCUCCAUGUUCGACGUGGCCGAUGACUGCCCCAUCCUCCACCACGAGCUGGCCCACCAUCUGCACACUGAGGACGACGCGGAGAAACGGAAGAGGCAUCAGCGUAGCCGCACCAUCGCUGUGCCCGCCGCCGUCCAGCAGGCCGCUGCCGCCCCUGUAGUGUCCGUGGAGGUGGACACGCCCACCUACCUGGAAGUUCCUGAUUUCCAGAGGGUUGCCAUCAUUGGAGACUAUGCAUCAGGGGUGACCAUGGAUGACUUUGAGCUGUCGUGUCGGGGUCUGUACCGAGCCAUGAACAUCAGGGAGAAAUACAUGCGGCUGGCCUAUCAACGCUUCCCAAGGACAGCCUCCCAUUACCUGCGUCAAAUGGAGGGAGAGACUUUCAAAGUUGACGAUGAGGUGCAGCCAGUCUUCACUGCUCCACCAAAGAAUGGGGAGGACCCCUUCGACACCAAGGACCUGCCAAAGAAUCUGGGCUACGUGGCCCGUAUGAAGGACGGCCUCAUCUACGUGUACAACGACGCUGCAGCUGCUGACAAACAUCAGCCCAAAGACCUCCCCCACGCCAACUACGAAACCUUUAUCGACGACAUGAACUUCCUGAUUGCUCUUAUCGCCCAGGGUCCCACCAAAACUUACGCUCACCGCCGUCUGAAGUUCCUCAUGUCUAAGUUCAACGUCCAUGAGAUGCUGAAUGAGAUGGAGGAGAUGAAGGAGCUGAAGAUGAACCCCCACAGGGAUUUCUACAACUGCAGGAAGGUGGACACUCACAUCCACGCUGCGGCCUGCAUGAACCAGAAGCACUUGCUGCGCUUCAUCAAAAAGUCUUACCGUGUGGAUGCUGACCGCGUCGUGCACAACCUGAAAGGGAGGGAGGUUACCAUGAGAGAGCUCUUUGAGACCCUCAACCUGCACCCUUAUGACCUAACUGUGGAUUCCCUUGAUGUGCACGCGGGAAGGCAAACUUUCCAGCGUUUUGACAAGUUCAAUGCCAAAUACAACCCCGUCGGAGCCAGUGAACUGCGUGACCUGUACAUGAAGACAGAAAACCACAUCAAUGGGGAAUAUUUUGCCACGAUCAUCAAGGAAGUAGCCACCGACCUGGAGGAUGCCAAGUAUCAGUACGCUGAACCUCGUCUGUCCAUUUACGGCUGCAACCCGAAUGAGUGGACCAAGCUGUCCGGCUGGUUCAACAAGCAUAGAGUCUUCUCCCCAAAUCUCAAAUGGAUGAUUCAAGUUCCCAGGAUCUAUGACAUCUUCAGAGGCAGAGACUUUGUGCCCCACUUUGGCAAGAUGUUGGAAAACAUUUUCCUCCCCGUGUUCCAGGCCACAAUCGACCCACAGUCCAACCCAGAGCUCAGCAUCUUCCUCAAGCAUGUAACGGGUUUCGACAGUGUGGAUGAUGAGUCCAAACACAGCGGUCACAUGUUCUCCACCAAGAGCCCCAAACCAGAGGAGUGGGACAUUGUUAAGAACCCCUCCUACACCUACUACAUAUACUACAUGUAUGCCAACAUUGCUGUUCUCAACCAGCUGCGCAGACAGAGGGGGAUGAACACCUUCAUGUUCAGGCCUCACUGCGGCGAGGCUGGUGCCGUCACCCACCUUCUGGCCGCCUUCAUGACAGCUGACAACAUCUCUCACGGCCUUAACCUCAAGAAGAGUCCCGUGCUGCAGUAUCUGUACUUCUUGGCCCAGAUCCCAAUCGCCAUGUCCCCUCUCAGCAAUAACAGCCUGUUCCUUGAAUAUGCCAAGAACCCCCUGCUGGAGUUCCACAAGAAAGGCCUGGUGGUGUCUCUGUCCACCGACGACCCCAUGCAGUUCCACUACACAAAGGAGCCCCUGAUGGAGGAGUAUGCCAUUGCUGCUCAGGUCUUCAAGCUGAGUACAUGCGACAUGUGCGAGAUUUCCAAGAACAGCGUGCUGCAGAGCAGCUUGUCUCACGAGGAGAAGGUCCACUUCCUGGGUGCCGAUUACCUGAAAGAGGGCCCAGAGGGAAAUGACAUCCGUAAGACCAAUGUGGCUCAGAUCCGGAUGGCGUACCGCUUUGAGACUCUGUGCUAUGAGCUCAACCUCAUCAAGGAGGGCUUGAAGAGUGAUUAAACGCCAACUGGAAGGACACAAACCAUCUCUAAUGUGAUGUAGAAAGAUUUCUAAUUGACUUUUUUAAUGGUCGCUUUUAAACAAGUGAAUCUUAAAGCAACAGACUUUCGAUUACAAUGAUGUUUUCUUCCUUUGGAGGGGGAAAUGUUUUCGAUACUUGUCUUAACUUCAAAUCAUCAGCACAUUUUGUUCAAGUGACACAACAUGUGUGCUCCAACUGGAGAAAACACAUGUGAAGAAUGAACAGAAAUAAAAAGUAAAAUACCAAGAGACCUUUUGUUGUUUUUACCACAGUUAUGCAUUUCAUACCAUUUCUGUCAUUCCCAUUAGAAACUGGAUGAGAACAUUUGUUACCAUUCUGUUCAGAUUGAAUUGUGAUUAAAUGCAAAUACUUUUGAAGAGCUGAUUACAAAGGACUAAUGACAAAAGAAGAACGCAAAACUGUUUUUUAAUACGCCAAAAUAUAGUAGGGGCGGGCACUUGAUUAAUCUAAGUCCAAGACUUAUUUGGGAACGUGUGUGGUCGCGCAGGUGCAGCUGAAGAGUGUGUCGGAUUUCCCAGGACACGUGAAGUCACCAUUAUUUAUUCAUCGCUGACAGCUGCAGGAGUUGAUUUGGUGACGUUUUCCCUCUUGGAAGAUUCAACCAAAGUUUCUCACCGUUAAAAACUACGUGAAGUUUCUCCAAAACACCGCGAGAGUAACAGGAAGUCAGGAGAAUGAAAAAAUAAAAGUCAAGCGGACAGCUCAACUGUGAACAGGUCCCCAGUUAUAUUAUUGUCAACAAAGCAAUCAAUUCAGGGUCAAUUCGGGAUCACAAUAUAACUUAGCAAGUAAGCAAGUGACAGUUUAACUAUGACCUGAAUGAGAGAACAA